AUGGACUAUUACGUUCAGCUGCUGCAAAUGAUGCCGCAGAAAAACUACAGCGGAGUCAUUACCCUCUACGCGUGCAUCGGAGCCAUGAACUUCUACAGCGCAGUGAAGAUGUCUUGUUACUCGCUGUAUUACAAGAGAUUGGUAUUCGGCAAGAUGAAAGACCUGCAGAAGUUUCCGGGUGAUGAUGAUAGAAAGAUUCCCGAACGGCUGACAAGGUUUCAGGCAUUCAAGCGUUUUGCUGCUGGAUUUGCACGAGCUAUCAGUGCGAGGGGCGAGUGGUUCGACGUCGUCUUACUUAUGCGGGAGGUCUCGGAGAUCGCUUCGCAGACCGUCCAAGCGCACUCCUCGAGCUUCCUCAUCAGCAGCGUUUGGAUGAAUCAGGUGUUUGCAGGCUUGAUCUUCUUGAAUACUUUCGCGAACACGCUGGUGCACUACAACCUAGAAGAGAAGGUGGGUCUGAGACGUUUGUACAGCACUGCGAUCGACCUGGCGCUCGAUUUUGCGUGGGGAUUCCUUAUCCCCUGCAAAAUCAUAUUCGUCUACAUAUCGUUGUUUAUGGAGAACGACGGAUCGUUUCCAGAUGAUUUCAACAACUCGGACACGCUGAUGAUCAUGGCGAUCCUAGAUUGGCUCGAUGCCGUCACGACGACUUUACCCUACUUGAACAUGCUGUCGGGUUUACGAAGCAUAAAGUUUCUAGUUCAGCAUGACAUGGAGGUGAUUCGAGCUGUGAUGUCGGCAAAAGUCUGCCCCACAGAGGCAGCGCUGAAUCUUGCUAAGCUGGAGAAUGAAAAUCAGGUUGAAACCAAACGCAGUAUCUGGGGAAGACGAGUUGCAGCAGGCAUUGUGGCGAUCAUGCCUAUUUGUGGUUUCACACGUCAGUGCGCUUGCUCGGUAAUGGAAAUCAACUGCUUCGAACGAGGUAUCACUGGUCGUGAGAGCGAGAUGCGAGAUAUUUUCCAGUCCCUGGACGCUAGAGUUCUCAACUCUCUCAUCAUCUCUCACUGUCCCGAGCUUGUUGUCACCGAGGAUAUCCGCCGCUUCGGCAGUCUGAAGGCGCUUGAGUUGUACAACUCAACAAUUAUCGAGUGGCCCGCGAAUGCGUCCCUUUCACUUCCCCACCUGCCUUACCUGGUCACUCUGUACAUCGUACGCUCUCGACUUUCCGGUCUGCCCGACGGCUUGACAAGUGACUUUUCAUCAAACAUCGUGGACGUUGAAUUCGUGGCGACCGACUUGGGUGGACCGUUGCCUGACGACCUUGACACGAAGUGGCCAUCGGUUGUGAUGCUGUACUUGGAGCAUUGCGGGCGUCAAGAGUUCCCGACAGCUCUGUCCAAUAUGGUGCUGAUAGAUCUAUCGCUGGUGGAUAACAACAUUUCCGUAGUCCCCGACAGCUUGAGCGACAGCUCCAUGUACGUCAUGCUGGACCGCAACCCGCUGGAUCGCAUCCCGGACAGCUUUGGGUCGCUGGAACAGCUGAACUACCUCACAGUUCAAUACACCAACAUAUCGACGUUGCCUCCGUGGCUGCAGGCCGAAGACGCCUCCAUCAACUUGCGAGCGACGGGCACGCCCUACUGCCGCGACCUGCCGCCGGAUAGCCCCGAGGCAGAAUUCGCGUGGUGUGCGACGGAAGACUACAGCAACGGCAUCUUCCCUCUCGCCAAGCGUGCUGCUUUGUAG
Phytophthora sojae is the source of this 1686-nucleotide messenger RNA. RefSeq lists its product as hypothetical. NCBI's taxonomy places the organism in Eukaryota, Oomycota, Peronosporomycetes, Peronosporales, Peronosporaceae. The record is from RefSeq and is a predicted model, not a curated record. The transcript is spliced from 5 exons. The coding region runs from base 1 to 1686 and encodes 561 amino acids.